This is a messenger RNA of Dovyalis caffra, 4185 nucleotides long. Lineage: Eukaryota; Viridiplantae; Streptophyta; Magnoliopsida; Malpighiales; Salicaceae. The record is from the annotation of a GenBank genome assembly.
AUGGACGAGUCAACUCAACUCCAACAAUCACAACUCGCUGCCGUCCUUGGGGGCGAUCCGUCUCAAUUCGAAACCCUAAUAUCCUCCCUCAUGUCUUCCUCUAACGAAACCCGAUCUCAAGCCGAGCUUAUCUUCAACCUCGCCAAGCAACACGAUCCAAACUCACUGUCGCUCAAACUAGCACACCUCCUUCAAUACUCUCCUCACCUUGAUGGUCGUGCCAUGUCCGCCGUCCUCCUCCGCAAGCUGCUCACUCGAGACGACUCAUACCUCUGGCCGCGGCUCUCUCCGCAAACUCAGUCCUCUCUCAAAUCGAUUUUGCUUGCCUGUCUUCAGCAAGAAUCGGUUAAAUCCAUCACCAAGAAGUUGUGCGACACCGUUUCCGAGCUUGCUUCAGGGAUUUUGCCUGAUAAUGGAUGGCCCGAGCUCUUGCCGUUUAUGUUUCAGUGUGUGACAUCAGAUUCAGUGAAGUUGCAGGAAUCUGCGUUUUUGAUUUUUGCGCAGUUGUCCCAAUAUAUUGGAGAGAGCUUGAUUCCUUUUAUUAAGGAGUUGCACGGGGUUUUUCUACAGUGUUUGGCAUCGAGCACGAAUUUUGAUGUGAAAAUCGCGGCUUUGAAUGCUGUGAUUAAUUUUAUUCAGUGUUUGAAUAAUUCGUCCGAGAGGGAUCGGUUUCAGGAUUUGUUGCCGUCGAUGAUUAGGACUUUAACGGAGGCUUUGAAUAAUGGGAACGAGGCGACCGCACAGGAGGCGUUGGAGUUGUUGAUUGAGUUGGCAGGGACAGAGCCCAGGUUUUUGAGGAGGCAGUUGGUGGAUGUUGUGGAGUCAAUGUUGCAAAUUGCAGAGGCGGAGAGUUUGGAGGAAGGAACUAGGCAUUUGGCUAUUGAGUUUGUGAUUACGUUGGCAGAAGCUAGGGAGAGGGCACCGGGGAUGAUGAGGAAGUUACCACAGUUUAUUAGUAGAUUGUUUGCGAUAUUGAUGAGGAUGUUGUUGGAUAUUGAUGAUGAUCCAGCAUGGCAUAGUGCGGAGAAUGAAGAUGAAGAUGCAGGGGAAUCGAGUAAUUAUAGCGUGGGGCAAGAGUGUUUGGAUAGGUUGGCUAUUUCAUUGGGUGGGAAUACUAUUGUUCCAGUUGCUUCAGAGCAAUUGCCGGCAUAUUUGGCUGCUCCCGAGUGGCAAAAACAUCAUGCUGCUCUCAUUGCGUUAGCUCAGAUUGCUGAAGGGUGCUCUAAGGUAAUGCUAAAAAAUCUGGAGCAAGUAGUUACAAUGGUCCUAAAUUCAUUUUAUGAUCCCCAUCCCCGCGUGAGAUGGGCAGCUAUUAACGCAAUUGGGCAGUUGUCCACGGAUUUGGGUCCAGAUUUACAAAAUCAAUACCAUCAAAGGGUUUUGCCUGCAUUAGCAGCUGCCAUGGAUGAUUUUCAGAAUCCUCGAGUGCAGGCACAUGCUGCUUCAGCUGUGCUUAACUUCAGUGAGAAUUGCACUCCAGAAAUUUUAACGCCUUACUUGGAUGGAGUAGUGAGCAAAUUGCUUGUUCUUCUACAGAAUGGAAAACAAAUGGUGCAAGAGGGAGCGUUGACUGCUUUGGCAUCAGUUGCUGAUUCCUCUCAGGAGCACUUCCAAAAAUACUAUGAUGCAGUUAUGCCUUACUUGAAGACCAUCUUGGUGAAUGCAAAUGACAAGGCUAACCGCAUGCUUCGUGCCAAAUCUAUGGAGUGCAUUAGUCUAGUUGGGAUGGCUGUGGGGAAGGAUAAGUUUAGGGAUGAUGCCAAGCAGGUUAUGGAUGUACUUAUGUCAUUGCAAGGAUCUCAGAUGGAGUCAGAUGAUCCAACAACAAGUUACAUGCUACAAGCAUGGGCCAGGCUUUGCAAAUGUUUGGGACAAGAUUUUCUUCCCUACAUGAGUGUCGUCAUGCCACCUUUGCUUCAGUCUGCUCAACUCAAGCCUGACGUAACCAUUACUUCUGCAGAUUCAGAUAAUGACAUUGAUGACACUGAUGAUGAAAGGUCCAUGCCAGAACUUCUGCGCUCUGCAAAAUUAGCUGUAGAGAAAGGGCUUGCUUCAGGUCGCAAUGAAUCUUAUGUAAAGCAACUGUCUGAUUAUAUUAUUCCCGCUCUGGUUGAAGCAUUGCACAAGGAACCUGAUACCGAGAUCUGUGCAAAUAUGUUGGAUGCAUUGAAUGAAUGCUUACAGAUAUCUGGAAUGCAUGUUGAUGAAAGUCAAGUGCGAUCUGUUGUGGAAGAGAUAAAACUGGUCAUCACUGCCAGCUCAAGUCGGAAAAGAGAGAGAGCAGAGAGAGCCAAAGCUGAAGACUUUGAUGCGGAGGAGGGGGAGUUGAUCAAGGAGGAAAAUGAGCAAGAGGAGGAAGUUUUUGACCAAGUCGGUGAAAUAUUGGGAACUCUGAUUAAAACAUUCAAAGCCUCUUUCUUGCCUUUCUUUGAAGAGCUAUCAUCCUACCUAACUCCUAUGUGGGGCAAGGAUAAGACGGCUGAAGAGAGAAGGAUUGCAAUUUGCAUUUUUGAUGAUGUUGCAGAGCAGUGUCGUGAAUCAGCUCUCAAAUAUUACGACACAUUUCUUCCUUUCUUACUGGAGGCUUGCAAUGAUGAAAACCCAGAUGUUCGGCAGGCAGCCGUAUAUGGACUUGGUGUUUGUGCAGAAGUUGGUGGAUCCGUGUUUAAACCUCUAGUUGGAGAGGCUCUAUCAAGACUUAAUGUUGUAAUACGGCAUCCCAAUGCUAAGCAACCAGACAACGUUAUGGCAUAUGAUAAUGCUGUUUCAGCUCUAGGGAAAAUUUGCCAGUUUCAUCGUGACAGUAUUGAUUCAGCUCAGGUUAUUCCUGCGUGGUUAAACUGUUUGCCCAUAACAGGUGAUUUGAUUGAGGCAAAAGUUGUUCACGAACAACUUUGUUCAAUGGUGGAGAGGUCAGACAGUGAAGUUUUGGGACCCAACAAUCAGUAUCUUCCUAAGAUUGUUUCAGUAUUUGCUGAGGUUCUAUGUGGUAAGGAUCUAGCAACCGAGCAAACUCUAAGCCGAAUGGUUAAUCUGCUGAGACAUCUUCAACAAACGUUACCACCAGCUACCUUGGCCUCAACCUUAUCGUUGUUGCAUCCUCAACAACAGUUGGCAUUGCAAUCCAUCCUCUCAUCACAUGGAACUGUGCAUGAGGCUCAGAGCUUAGUCGACUCUCAGAAGUUCCGUGGUCUAUCUUUUAAAAGACCUCAAUUAGGCUGUGUUUGCUUGUCCACAAAAACAGCACUUGAAAUCACUGGGAGGCUAUCUACUGGAUUUCACAGUAGUAGCGCACGAACUCCGAUACCUUGUUUGUUUGAUAAUGGGAGUGAAGAUUCCUCUAAGAAGAGGCAGGUAUUUCUUCUAGGUUUUUUCACUCACUUCUCUUCAAACAUUCGCAAAUGGAAUAUCAGCAAUCCCAAAAGCAAGUUUGUUGGAGUUAGACAAAGGCCUUCAGGAAAAUGGGUAGCAGAGAUCAAAGACACUACACAGAAGAUCAGAAUGUGGCUUGGGACCUUCGAGACAGCUGAAGAAGCUGCUCGAGCUUAUGAUGAAGCUGCCUGUCUUCUUCGGGGUUCGAAUACUCGAACCAACUUCAACACCCAUGUUUCCUCCAACUCUCCUAUUUCUACGAAAAUCAGAAACCUUCUCAAUCACAAAAAGAGUUUGAAACAAAACUCCUCCACCACAAAAUCUACCAUUAAAGCCAGCACUAUAGUUAGUACCAAGAGUAGUUUCGAUAGUAGCAUUGAUAGUUUUCUACCUUGUAACAGCAACAUUGAUAGUUUUCCAUCACCUAUGGACAACAGUAUCAGUUAUUUCAAUGGCAUCAAACAAGAAAACCUAGGGUUUGAUAAUGCAUAUAGGCCAGACAUGAGUGGCUGCCUUGGAGGGCUUGAGCCGGUUGCAUCUCAAUUCUAUCCCUCGUGCUCAUUCCCAUCUGGGUUUGAUCCUCAGCUUCCAUUUAUUCAAGAAGGAACGAUGCUGCCGAAGAAUGUUGGUCUGUUCUCUGAUACAUCACAUGUUCUAGAGUUAGCUGAAUUCGAACGCAUGAAGGUGGAAAGGCAGAUAUCAGCAUCAUUAUAUGCCAUGAAUGGAGUGAAUGAGUACUUGGAGAACGCAAAUGAUUCAAGUGAUGCUCUCUGGGAUCUCCCAACACUCUGCCAAUUGUUCUGUCCGAGUUGA